GUCGGCGAUCCAGAAGGGGAAGGCAACAACUGAUCCUCAUGCAAAAAAGCGAAAGCAAAAGCUAAACCCCCGCCCCCUUAAAAACCUGGCGUUUCUUACACUUCUUCUGCUCUUCCUCACACACUGAACCACUUUUCCGUCUCUUCUUCUUCUUCUUCUUCUUCUUCUCUCUCAUAUUCCAGCCUGCGAUCCGAGUCCGCCGGCAGCUGUUUCCGGUGUGGCGGAGCUUCCAAUACUCUUACACCAGCUUCCGCCUUCAUCAGUCGCCUAGACUGUAGAGUUUGCUAUGAGGAUAACAACAAUCAUUAUAUAAAACAUAUAAAAGUAUUUCAACCCUUGGUUGUCAAUGAAGGUGCUUAAAUCAUGGAGAGCCUUGGUGAAAAAAAGGAGUGCAAUCUUUGACUGGGGGAAAUGUGGAUUAAAGAUGAAGCAGCUUCCAUUUAUGGGUGUUAUUUGUACAGUAAUGCUGUUCAUCGUGUAUAGAACCACAAAUUAUCAGUACCUUGAGACACAGUUGGAAGCAAGAUUGAACCCUUUUCACACGGUAAAGGAAAUUCGAGUAGCUUCUUCAAAGUUAAAAAAUUUGCCUCUUGGCAUCAUUGAAGCUCGUUCAGAUUUGGAACUGAAACCUCUAUGGUUGACAAGUAGUUCAAGGUCAAAGGUUAAUGUUUCCAGCAAUCAUAACCUUCUGGCAAUGCCAGUUGGUAUUAAGCAAAAGGAAAAUGUUGAUGCUAUUGUGCAGAAGUUUCUUCUAGAGAACUUUACUGUUAUCCUGUUCCAUUAUGAUGGCAAUAUGAAUGGAUGGUGGGAUCUUGACUGGAGUGACAAAGCCAUACACAUAAUAGCUCAAAAUCAAACUAAGUGGUGGUUUGCAAAACGCUUUUUGCAUCCAGAUGUUGUGUCUAUUUACGACUACAUAUUUCUCUGGGAUGAAGAUUUGGGGGUGAAGAAUUUUCAUCCAGGAAGGUAUCUUCAAAUUGUGAAGUCAGAAGGACUGGAGAUAUCCCAGCCAGCUUUAGAUCCAAAUUCAACAGAAAUACAUCACAGAAUUACUAUCCGUGCCAGAACAAAGAAGUUUCAUAGAAGAGUCUUUGAUCUCAGAGGCCAUACCAAGUGUACAAAUUCAAGUGAAGGGCCACCAUGCGCUGGAUUUGUUGAGGGCAUGGCUCCGGUGUUUUCAAGAUCUGCCUGGUACUGUGCUUGGCAUCUUAUACAGAAUGAUCUUGUUCAUGGAUGGGGAAUGGAUAUGAAGCUUGGUUAUUGUGCACAGGGUGAUCGCACAAGGAAUGUAGGAGUGGUUGAUAGCGAAUAUGUGGUCCAUCAAGGCAUACAAACUCUAGGGGGUGCUGGAACCCAAACAACAAAGAGUGAGGUACAGAAACAUAGACCUUCACAUGGCGAUUCACGAACCGAGAUUCGGAGGCAGUCCACUUGGGAACUUCAAGUCUUCAAAGAGCGCUGGAAUCGUGCUGUCGCAGAGGACAAGAACUGGGUAGAUCCGUUUGUAAGAUACCAAAGGCGCAGAAAACCAAGAUGGCACCAACAUUAAAUCAAUGUUUUAGUUCAGCUUCACCUAUUGGCCAUUUUAGUACCGUUCAAAAAAAUAGUUCAGCUCCACCCACACAAGGAUACACUAGUCUCUUUCUAUACAUGUAAUUUAGUUCACGUAGCCUUUGCUUGUAUACUCGUAAUUAUUUCAUUUAUUUGAAUAUUCAUAUUUU
This is a messenger RNA of Rubroshorea leprosula, 1721 nucleotides long. NCBI's taxonomy places the organism in Eukaryota, Viridiplantae, Streptophyta, Magnoliopsida, Malvales, Dipterocarpaceae. The record is from the annotation of a GenBank genome assembly.